AGGAUAGUAAGGAGUCAAGGACUUUGGGCCGUCGUGGAUCCACCAUUCCACCUUCGAGAACAACUCUGGUCGUCUGUUGCCUCUUCUUUUCCCAGAGGAGAGAAAGAGCGCGCGCGAUUGUUUCAGCAUAUGGCGAUAUUGUAUGCGGUGGUUGCGAGAGGAACCACCGUGCUAUCGGAGUUCAGCGCAGUAACAGGAAACAUUGGUGCUGUUGCUCGUCGUAUUCUCGAAAAACUGCCGUCAGAAGAUGAUUCCCGUCUUUGCUUCUCGCAAGAUCGCUAUAUUUUCCAUAUUUAUAGGGCUGAUGGUCUCUCCUUCCUUUGUAUGGCCAACGACACCUUCGGCAGACGUAUCCCAUUUUCUUACUUGGAGGAGAUUCAUAUGCGGUUUAUGAAAAACUAUGGCAAAAUAGCACAGCAUGCGCCUGCUUACUCUGUAAAUGACGAAUUCUCUAGAGUACUGCAUCAGCAAAUGGAGUUUUUUUCCAGCAGCCCUUCUGCAGAUACUAUCAAUCGCGUCAGAGGAGAAGUUAACGAGAUACGGACAAUUAUGGUAGAAAAUAUUGAGAAGAUACUGGAGAGAGGAAACAGGUGUGAGCUCCUUGUAGAUAAAACUGCAACAAUGCAGGAUAGCGCUUUCCAUUUCAGGAAACAGUCCAAGCGUCUUCGUCGUGCUCUUUGGAUGAAAAAUGCCAAGUUGCUGGUUUGGCUGACAUGCUUGCUGGUUGUGCUACUGUAUACUAUAAUCGCUGCUUGUUGUGGAGGUCUUACUUUGCCAAAUUGCAGAUCUUAGUUGCUUUGCUGCCAUCAGUUCUUCAGAAGCUAUUUAUAGAGAUUUGUCUCCUCAUGUUAGUGGAGUGAUUGCACAAUCACUGGAAUUCUGCAUGUUUGGAAUGUAAUUGUGUCCGGAGAAAGGAGGAUAGAGUAUUAAUGUCUCUGAGCAUUUGUCGAAACAAAUUGGAAUACGUGAUGGGCAUUCAUAUCAGUUCGUCAAUCUUUGUGUGCUUAUUAUCCCUUAUUUGCCCGAUUUACCGAGUGAACCGAACAUCUGUGAAUAUGGUUUUAGUUUUGUAUAGUUGUGUAAAUUUCCUUAAUAAUGAUAAACAUCAUUUGCUUA
Beta vulgaris subsp. vulgaris (sugar beet) is the source of this 1116-nucleotide messenger RNA. Its product is annotated as vesicle-associated membrane protein 714. Bases 130 to 792 code for a protein of 220 amino acids. NCBI's taxonomy places the organism in Eukaryota, Viridiplantae, Streptophyta, Magnoliopsida, Caryophyllales, Amaranthaceae. The transcript has 4 exons. Gene Ontology annotation, cellular component: membrane. Gene Ontology annotation, biological process: vesicle-mediated transport. The record is from RefSeq and is a predicted model, not a curated record.